Molecule: messenger RNA, 1773 nt
Organism: Cavenderia fasciculata
Lineage: Eukaryota; Evosea; Eumycetozoa; Acytosteliales; Cavenderiaceae
Gene: eIF2b4
Product: eIF2B GDP-GTP exchange factor
Exons: 2
Coding region: 1-1773 (590 amino acids)
Source: RefSeq, a predicted model, not a curated record
AUGUCGUACAAGAACACAUUCAUUCAAAGAGAAGCAUCAGUAACUCGUGAACUUGGUGAAUGGAUUGAUGAACAAGAAGAGAAGGGAAAAAAAUCGACAUCUUCUCCAAUCCCUAUUCCAUCAGCUACACAGUCAUUGUCAAGUGCAUCAGACAAGUCAUCUUCAGCAUCGUCGUCGUUGAGCGGAAAGAGUCCAUCAGGAAGAAACAACAACAAAGAAAAGAAGCAAUCACCUUCAUCUAGUACCAACCAAAUGUCAGCACCAGUCAACACCACCACAACUAAUAGCACGAGUGUGUCACUUGAGAUUCCAAAGAGCGACGUUCCCGAUCUUACACAAUUACAGAUUUCAAACUCGACAGAUUCAGGUAUCAAGAAACAACAACAGCAAGGACAACAACAACAACAACAAGGACAAAAGAAGGGACAGCAACAACAAAAAGGACAACAGCAACAACAAGGACAAAAGAAAGGACAACAACAACAACAAGGACAAAAAGGAUCUCAACAACAAAAUGAUAAAUUAACACCAUCAGUAUCAUCACCACCAAUUGUAGAGGAUAGUGGAGAUGAACAUAAUAAACAACAAGCAUCGACAUCACAUCAUCACAAGAAACCAAACCCAAUUACAUCGUCUACAUCACAAUUUGACGAUCCAAAGAAACGUGAAAAGUUGACAAAGAAAAAGAUUAUCAAUGCUUCACCUGCAAGCAAGCAGAUCCCACUCUUUGCACAUCUUCCUCAAUACGAGUUGGAGAACUCGCUUGGUAUUGUGUCGGCCGAUAUCCAUCCAGAGAUUAUCUCUCUCGGUUUGAAAUACGCCAACUUUACCAUCUCGGGCUCCAACGCCCGUGCCGUCGCACUCAUGACCACGUUGAAGCAGGUUAUCCGCGACUUCCACGUACCUGCCCAAAAAGAGUUUAGCAGAGAGUUUAACCAACACCUCAACCCUCUUAUCCAAUUCCUCGUCGACUGUCGUCCCAUGUCGGUCUCCAUGUCCAAUUCGAUCAUCUAUUUCAAACAAAAUUGCCUGACCAGUCUGUCAGAACAACGUCUCACCAACGAGGAGGCCAAGGCCUACUUGUGCGACCGUGUCGACGCCUUUAUCGAGCGUGUCGGUGUGGCCGACAAGGUCAUUGCUCAGUAUGGUGUGUCCAAGAUCACCGACGGCGACGUCAUCCUCACCUACGCAUCUAGCCAUGUUGUCGAGAUGAUCCUUCGUCAAGCACAACAAGAGGGUAAGAAGUUCCGUGUCAUCAUUGUAGACUCGCGACCAAAACACGAGGGCAAGGAGUUGAUGUUCCGUCUCGUCCAACACAAGAUCAAGUGCACCUAUAUCUUGCUCAAUGCCAUCUCUUAUAUUAUGAAGGAGGUUACCAAGGUCUUUGUCGGAGCCUGUACAGUACUUUCAAACGGAAAUUUGAUUUCACGUGCCGGAACGGCCUUGGUUGCCUCAAUGGCCCAAUUUUACAACGUACCAUUCAUUGUGUGUUGCGAAACCUAUAAAUUCACAGAAAAGGCUCAACUAGACUCGAUAUGCUCAAACGAUUUGGGCGACCCUUGGGAUCUCGUCUCGAAUCUCUCGGAAAAGGAUUCAAACGAACAAAAUAUCCUCAAGGAUUGGAAAUCAAUCGAACAUUUGAACCUCCUCAAUCUCAUGUACGAUCUAACCCCAAUCGAAUUCAUCGCUCUAGUCAUCACUGAAUUUGGUAUGGUCCCUCCAACUUCAAUUCCAGUUAUACUUAGAGAAUAUAGAAAAGAAGUUACUUUAUAA